This is a messenger RNA of Peronospora farinosa, 789 nucleotides long. The record is from the annotation of a GenBank genome assembly. NCBI's taxonomy places the organism in Eukaryota, Oomycota, Peronosporomycetes, Peronosporales, Peronosporaceae.
AUGACCGAUACGGUCAUCAUGGAAGUACGGCAUUACGUAUGUGGGGCACUAGAGAAUCGGAAUCGAUCAUUUGUGGAAGAAAAACAGAAGAAUCCUUUGCCUUUUGUGACAUUGACCUAUGCGCAAAGCAUUGAUGGGUCAAUAACGGCCGAGAAAGGAAAACCGACACUGUUGAGCGGUCCUGCGUCAUUAAAGAUGACGCACACGUUGCGUACGCUUCACGAUGGAAUACUGGUCGGUAUAGGGACUGUAAUUGCAGACAAUCCAUCGCUAAAUACUCGGCUGGCGGAAGGCCGUAGUCCACGACCGAUUAUCAUUGAUACACAUUUGCGUUGCCCUACGACCAUCAAAUUGUUUACGUUGCCGACGUGCGAGAAACCAGUCAUUCUUUAUGGCCGUGACUCGCAGGAUCCAGAUAUUUUGAUGCGGAAGCAAACGUUUGAGAUGAUGGGGGCUAGCAUCUUUGAAUGCCAGACUACACCUGGAGAUGACGGUCGUAACCACGUCGAUCUUCAGGAUGCUCUGCGUGUGGUGAAACAGCAUGGGAUCAACAGCAUUAUGAUUGAAGGUGGAUCGGCAAUCUUGACAUCGUGUCUUCAGCAAGCUACAACACAACAUUUUAUCGACCUCGUAGUCGUCACCAUUGCCCCCACCUUUAUCGGAGGUCUCCGAGCAGUGAGCAGUUUGCUUCCAUCCAUCACAACGCCUUCAACUUUUCCCCGACUAAAGCAGCCUCGCUUUUUUGUUCUAGAAGAAGACGUGAUAAUUCUCGGACCCCUCGAUCACUAA